GCAAAACAUAACAAUCGAAGGCGGCGCGUUUGAGCACCAUCUUGCCUAGUGACAACUGAUAAAGGAAAUCAGUGGAGCACUAACACCAGCUAGAACUGGUACAGCAAUGACCGAACCCGGUGGAGGAAGGGGUAAUAACAGACGAAGAAGGGGAUUUAGUAAAGCCCGAAUGAAUGGCAGGAAGAACAAAAUCCGAAACACGCCAUUUCCAAUCCGGGGUUAUCAUAAUCAUUACUCGAUUCAGGGCGCAGCCAGGGACAAUACAGCUAUGACUGCUAGCCCGUGCUCCGUAGACAACGAGCCCGUUAGGGCAGCGCAAUACAGGCAAUUUCGGAGGGAGACAAAAAAAAAGGUGGGAAAAUGCGAAAAAAGGAUUAGAUCUGAAAAAAGCAGCAUUCCUCACACCUCUACUGCUCAUCGCUCUGAACAACUAAGCCUUCCAAAACAAAAAAGUAAAGGUAAUACGCAGCAUGCAAAGACUAACUCUCCAAAAAAAAUUGAAAGGCUUCAAGCAGAAUCAAAUCUGGUCAGCAAUGGUGUUCGAAGACCAGAUAAGAAGCCUCUGACCAGUUCUGAAAACUACGGAAAUCUAAAACAAGAAAACUCUACAAAAGAUGUAAAAGAAAAGAAAAUUAAUUACGCAGGAGCAAGAUUUAGUGAUCCUCCUUCGCCCAGUGUCCUCCCAAAGCCACCCAGUCAUUGGUUUGGAAAUAAAGGUCAGCAUUUUGAUCAGUGUAAAGAACAAAUGGCGUUUCAGUUAAAAACACUCUUGAAAGUUCACUUGUAAUCAUCAUAUCUUGUGCCCUUUGUCUUGUCUUUUUAUGUACUAUUUGUUAACAAACAUAUCACUGAACCCCGCCAUCUUGUAAGAAGACCUGAACUCUUCUCUUGCAAGAAGAUUGGACUUGCAUUUUACAUGUUGUGUACAAAGAUCUAGUAUUCUAUUUUCUAUGGUCUUGUAAAUAAUGUAUACAGUGUAAUUUGUGUAUAUCCUUGUUUUUACUAUCCAAGUAAAUUUUUAGUUUUGUUAUAAAGGUAUGUAUUUUGAUCCAAGCAAAAAAAGUAGAUGUUUUUAUAUGCAUAGUAAUUAAGAUUUUGUAAAGUCAAAAGAAAUGAAAGCUUUUCUUUUGCACAUUCUUUACCUUUCAGUAACAUAUAAUAUUAUUGUGCAUGCAGUUCAGUUCUUUGAAACAUCUCAGGAACAGAGACAACAAGAAAGCUUUUUUUUUUUUUUUUUCAGUUUCAUUUUAACAAAAUGAUUAACUCUUCAAACAACUUUGUAUGCAUUCAUCAGGUUUAUUGGCAAUGAUGCAAGACAAAUUUUAGCUUUGUACUUCAAAGUAAUUUGAAUAUAUAGAAUUUUGCAAAAAGUUUAUAUUAUCCCUGAAAUAUAAAGCACUGGAACAGUUGAGUGUGUAAAAAAUCCUCACUGAAAUCAAAUGUCCCAUUCUACGAAUUGAUUAAUUCUAAAAUAAAAAUAAUAAUUUGGCCACCCCCA
This is a messenger RNA of Bombina bombina (fire-bellied toad), 1498 nucleotides long. It is a transcript of the gene PNRC1, whose product is annotated as proline rich nuclear receptor coactivator 1. Bases 107 to 787 code for a protein of 226 amino acids. Gene Ontology annotation, cellular component: P-body; nucleus. The transcript has 2 exons. Gene Ontology annotation, biological process: nuclear-transcribed mRNA catabolic process, nonsense-mediated decay. Lineage: Eukaryota; Metazoa; Chordata; Amphibia; Anura; Bombinatoridae. The record is from RefSeq and is a predicted model, not a curated record.